GUGCGGGUACGAAGAUUACCGAAGUGUGGUGAAUCAGAAAAAAAUAAGAACCUGCAAAAAUUUUCUUCCCAAUCUUAUCGCAUUUUUUGCGAUAAAUGUACGCGAUAAUCUCACGCGAGGGUGUUUGGUGAUAAAAUUUGCGCGCAAGGGUGCGGAAAAAAGUGACAUUUUGUGAAAUUUUAUGUGUUUUCUAGCUCAAAAAGGAGAUCUUCCUUGCAUUUUGAGGUUAUAACCACUCCCUGUGUUUUCCUUUUAUUUGUGUUUGUUUUCUCGUGCACAAUUUUUCCGUGAAAAUGUGGAAAGCCACCGCUGGCCGGGACACACAGGCAUUUGGGAAUGUGAAUAAUGGGGAUGAUGACUGGGAGACAGAUCCGGAUUUCGUGAAUGACGUGACGGAGGAGGAACAACGAUGGGGCUCCAAGGGGGGUCGAACAGCCGGUGCAAUUGAUAUGGAGAAGCUGCGAACGGAGACAGAACAGGCAGAUGCGGAGAAGAAGAAGAAAGCAUUGGAUGAGACGAAUCCCGGGUACGGGUAUGGUGGGAAGUUUGGCCUGGAGGCUGAUCGAAUGGAUAAGUCCGCCAUGGGGCAUGAUUACGUGGGGAAGGUGGAGAAACAUGCCUCCCAGAAGGACUACAGUGAAGGAUUUGGGGGGAAGUUUGGGAUUCAGGCUGAUCGUGUGGACAAGAGCGCCAUGAAUUGGGACUACAAGGAGCGCGUGGAGAAGCACGCGUCGCAGAAGGACUACGCCGCGGGUUUUGGGGGGAAAUACGGCGUUCAGAGCGAUCGAGUGGAUAAGAGUGCCGUUGGAUGGGAUCACGUUGAGAAGGUGGAGAAGCAUGAGAGUCAGAAAGACUACAGUCGUGGCUUUGGUGGGAAAUUUGGCAUUCAGGAAGAUCGUCAGGAUAAAUCUGCCCUGGGGUGGGAUCACGUGGAAAAGCCACAGAAGCAUGAGAGUCAGCUGGAUCACAAGAAGGGCUUUGGAGGACAAUUUGGUGUGCAGCAGGAUCGCAUGGAUAAGUCAGCUAUUGGCUUCGGGGAGGCUCCCAAAGUUGGUACGAACUACACCAAAGUCAAGCCAGACAUUGGUGGGGCUAAACCAUCGAGCUUGAGGGCUAAAUUUGAGAAUCUGGCCAUGCAAUCGGAGCAGGAUGCCGUGGAGAAGGCUGCCGAACAGAAGAGACUGCGUGAGGAGAAGGAUCGCCUGGAUCGCGAGGAAGCAGCCAAGAGGCAGGUGUUUGAGAGUGAGGGGAAGAAUGAGGAGAAGAAGCCCGAGAGGAGGAGUAUUAUCACCACCGGAAGGUCUGAGGGCGUUGGCAGUGCAAUUAGUGCUUUCAAUACGCCUCCGCCACAAGAGAGCGUUCCCGAGAGGAAGCAACCCAUCUCCAUUCCAAAAGCAGCAGCACCCGUUGAGGAGCAGCCAGAAGUGCGUGAGGAAGUGAAGGAGGAACCGCAGAAGGAAGAGCCACAGGAGCCACGUGUGGCUUCAGUUCAGCCAGAUAUCAUUCCGAAGAAUGACAGGAUCGAUCCACCGGCUAGUUUUGCCAGCGAUCCCGCCCCUGAGACGCCGCCAGUUGUCACGAAUGCCCAAGAAGUUCCCGAGGAGGCAAUUUAUCAAAACCUCGCGGAAUACAUUGAGGACACUGGACUCAAAGCGGUAGCCUUGUAUGACUACCAGGCUGCUGCUGAAGAUGAGAUUUCCUUCGAUCCCGAAGAUACCAUCACGCACAUUGAAAUGAUUGAUGAAGGAUGGUGGAGGGGUUUGUGCAAGAAUCGCUACGGGCUCUUCCCGGCCAAUUAUGUGCAAUUGCAGCAACAAUCUUAAAACACCGAACAUGGGAACUCCUUAGCCGCCAAAUUCGAGCAAAGUGAUUCUUUUUUUUAUCGUUGUUAUCAUCGUGUGUUUUAAGAACAUAUUUAAAGCAUAAAAAAACCUUUCAAGUCAUUCUAAUCGCAUAAAAUGAAACGAAAAAUGGAUUUUUUUUCGACUGUCGCGUAGGUCGCGUAUUAUUUUAUUUUAUUUUUUUUUUAAUACAAAAUUGUAUUAUUUUAAUUUUAAAUGAAAAAUAUCUUUUAUUGCAAGAUUUUUAUGAUUCAAUUGAGUCAGAGAGCAAAUUGUACUUCCUUUUUUUACAAUUAUAUUGAAGAAAGACAACAAUGAAAAUUAAUAAAAAUAAAAAAACUAUGAGAUAAUGUUCAAA
Messenger RNA from Lutzomyia longipalpis, 2199 nucleotides. RefSeq names its product src substrate cortactin (gene Cortactin). NCBI's taxonomy places the organism in Eukaryota, Metazoa, Arthropoda, Insecta, Diptera, Psychodidae. Bases 294 to 1823 code for a protein of 509 amino acids. Gene Ontology annotation, biological process: regulation of actin filament polymerization. Gene Ontology annotation, cellular component: cortical actin cytoskeleton; actin filament; plasma membrane. The transcript is spliced from 4 exons. The record is from RefSeq and is a predicted model, not a curated record. Gene Ontology annotation, molecular function: actin filament binding.